This is a messenger RNA of Nymphalis io (European peacock), 890 nucleotides long. RefSeq lists its product as uncharacterized. Lineage: Eukaryota; Metazoa; Arthropoda; Insecta; Lepidoptera; Nymphalidae. The record is from RefSeq and is a predicted model, not a curated record. Bases 107 to 874 code for a protein of 255 amino acids. The transcript has a single exon.
UGGCAAGAGUAUUAAAGAAUCUGAAAUAGAUUCACCAGUUUCCUUAGUAAGUAACAUAGACUCCCAAGAUGCUAUUCUUCAAGAAAUUCGAAAUCUUCGUAGAGAAAUGAAUGAAAAAUUUGAAUACCAACAAUUAAGCCUAAACGAUUUCAAUACGAAAUUAAGUGAGAUUCGCGGUGAAGUGCGAGAUUUAAACUCCAAAUUUUCUAUAAUGCGAAAGGAGUUAGAUCAAGUAACUAAUACAGUGCAGUUUUUAUCUGAUAAUUUUGACGAACAACAACUCAUUAACGAUCGUUACAAAACAGAUAUCUCUCAAUUAAAAACAGAAAGCACAUCUCUACGUGCGCAACUUAGCAAAGUCGCCAGCCUUAUGGAACAGCUUGAGCAACGUGCUCGAGACUGUAAUAUUGAAAUACAGUGUGUUCCGGAGCAUAAGUCUGAAAACCUGUUUACUAUUGUGAAACAACUCACUAGAGUCGUUUCGUGUGACAUAGAUGAUAGUGAUAUUAAAGAAUUCCAUCGCGUUGCUAAGGUUGAGUCUGACUCGAAGCGCUCUCGCAAUAUCAUAGUCAAAUUAACCAGCCCGCGCGUCCGUGAUACUAUACUUGCAGCGGUAAAAACUUUCAACAAAAAGAAUGAAAACAACAAACUCAAUUCGACUCAUUUAGGCAUCGCGGGUGAUAAGCAAUCAAUAUACGUCAGUGAACAUUUGUCCCCAACGAACAAGAAACUUCAUGCAGCCACGAGACUCGUCGCAAAAGAGAAGAAAUACGAGUUUGUCUGGAUCCGAAAUAGCCGCAUUUAUAUUCGUAAAAAUAAGCAUUCACCUGCAAUUUUAAUAAGAAAUAACGAUUUUUUAAAUAGUCUAAAGUAAUUUUUUGGUUAUAUUA